Messenger RNA from Cuscuta campestris, 1541 nucleotides. The record is from the annotation of a GenBank genome assembly. Lineage: Eukaryota; Viridiplantae; Streptophyta; Magnoliopsida; Solanales; Convolvulaceae.
ACUCAGGGCCUUCCCUCUCUUCUCUUUUCUCACAAACUCCAUCCAUCAACCAAUUCUCUCAAUCAAAGCCUCUUCUUCUUAACUUGCCUUCUCAUUCCAAAAUGAAGUUACUUGGUUGGAUGCACCGUAAGUUCCGACAAGGUAGCGGCGAACCUCUCAAAGAUUUCUCCUCCGGGCACCCUCCAUUGGAUGACAUCCAAUGCUACCCCAAGGCAAACCAUUACUUCACAAAGUCCUCCAGCAAAUCCCAAAGGGACAACCACCUCCUCCUCCUCCGCAAAUCCUUCGCCGACAGCCGGACAGCCAACGAGUCCGACCACCACGGGCAGUACUACGACGAUGAAGACCUGCAGCGGGACUCGUCGGCCGCCGCGCUCUCCGACCUCUUCCACGGCUUCCUCGCCAUCGGGACGCUCGGCGGGGACCACCCGCUGGGCGGCGGCGGCGGGGACCCCUAUGCGACGCCCACGUUCUCCAUCUCCGUGGACAACAUCGCGGAGAAGGAGACGGGGGAGGUGACGGAGAGCGACCUCCGGAUGAUCAACGACGAGCUCGAGAAGGUGCUCCUCGGGGACAGCGCGGGUGCCGACCAGAUCGCGUCCGGCCGGAGCAGCCUGGUCAGCAACCCCAGGAGCAGUCACUGUAGCACUAUAACACUGAGCCGGAAACAGCUCGAGAGCAUAGAAGCCGCCGCUGCGGCGGGGGCAGCGGCAACCAACAUCUGCCCCCUCCAAGGCUACCUCUUGGGGUCCGCCGCCAUCGGGGUGUCCGAGACGGCGGCGAACAAGAAAGAGCCAAGGCCUUCACUGGGAGAGCUCUUCCAGAAGACCAAAAUGGUGGAUGAGAGUUCAUAUGGAAACAAAGGGGAGAGUAAUAAGAAGGAGAAUGAUAAAUCAACUGUUCAUCAUCUCUUGAAGAAGAUACUAAAGAAGGGAAUGAUUCAUCCUUCUUCUUCUUCUAAGGGCUCUUCCACUGCAGACUCUGCUGCUGACACUAAAUUCAACAAGGUGCUGCAAAUGUUCCACAGGAAAGUGCAUCCUGAGAGCAUAGCAGCAACAGAAAAGCUUGAGAAGCCAUCCAACAAGCAGAACCAACUUAUGUAUGACAACCUUCUGGCCGCCGCCGGCGGCGAAGAUGUAGCUCUUGUUCCCAAGCGCCGCAUGUCAAAUUGCGGCGGCAUGAGGCAUCUCAAGAGCCAAUCCGGCCUGCGCCACCAGCUGGCCGCCGGCGAUCCCAAUGUCAACAAAGAAUGUUGGAUCAAGAGUGACGCUGACUAUUUGGUUCUGGAGCUCUAAAGCAAGAAAGAAGAUGGGAUAGAUCCACCAGAUUCACUGCCAGCAAACACUACUGCGUCGUGUUUGGGUUCAUGAAACUCAAUCUUUGUUUCAUAUUUUCUACCUUCUAAAGUAAUUAAUCAAUUACUACUAUUAUAUAUAUAAAUGUCUGAGUGAGUGAGUGUGAAGUGAUAAACUUUGCAUCAGCAUCUAUCUAUCUAUCUAUCAGAACAAUAAUUUAAGAUGUAUUAAAGAGUGCUUUCAUUC